AUGAACGACUUGCAUAACAACGAAAGUGAUAUAUUAUCUUCACAAACUCAGGGACAAAGAGCCCCAACUAAAAACGCCUCAUCUGGAAAAGCAUAUUUCGACGGUCUGCUAAAACGAAUCAAGGAAAGAAAGAAAAAAGGACAUGUUCUGUCUGAUGAAGAAUGCCAAGAGAGAGCCAGAUUAUUGGUUGAAAAUAUGAUAUCGGCGGCGGAGAAAGACAUAGAAAGCAUGAAACAAUCUAAGCCUGCGAUUGCUAAGUUGGGAAUGUUAAAAGAUGCAAUUGAGGCAAGUAAACCUGCAUGGCGGCAUUUUUGCGUGUCAGAAGGUGUAGCUGAAGCAAUGGCCUCAUGGAUUACAAUCCUACCUGAUGGUUCACUUCCAUCAUUGACAGUACGAACUGCAAUAUUGAAUCUCGCUCAGCAACUCCCCCUACAAGAAUCGGAUCUCCGAGAUAACAAUUUGGGAAGAGCAAUAAUCGCACUUUGGAACCACCCAGACGAGACAGAUGAAAAUAGGGCCAAAAUUAGACAAUUGAUUCAACGUUGGGUUAGACCUAUGUUAGGUCUGGCCACUAGUUACGUUGAUAUACAACGACCUUCUGGGUCACUGGCUGGUGAAAAACAAGGAAACAAAGCAAACUACCACCUAUCAGCCAAUGCGCAGGAUAACAACAAUUUAACCUUCUCGAUCCAACCACGGGGCCUUGAUAUUGAUGGGAUAUCUGAACAGCAAUCUGGAAUCCAACGAAUGAGCAGAUUGAAGUACAAUAUGGACCCUAGAAAGAAAAUACCAUCAAGGGCUGCCCAAGUUGUAACGAAACCAUCGUAA
Messenger RNA from Babesia microti strain RI, 828 nucleotides. Its product is annotated as Protein IWS1 homolog A. The record is from RefSeq and is a predicted model, not a curated record. Gene Ontology annotation, cellular component: nucleus. The transcript has a single exon. The coding region runs from base 1 to 828 and encodes 275 amino acids. Gene Ontology annotation, biological process: poly(A)+ mRNA export from nucleus. Lineage: Eukaryota; Apicomplexa; Aconoidasida; Piroplasmida; Babesiidae.